This is a messenger RNA of Staurois parvus, 451 nucleotides long. Lineage: Eukaryota; Metazoa; Chordata; Amphibia; Anura; Ranidae. The record is from the annotation of a GenBank genome assembly.
GGCUCGACAGCGAGCACCGCGUCAUCUGGCAAGGCAGUGGGCUCCGAGUCAACUGGCAUGACCGCGGGCGCUGGGUCAAACAUUGGAUCGUCUGGCUGGACAGCGGGCAUCGGGUCACCAGGCAUCAGGUCAUUUGGCUCGACAGCGGGCACUGCGUCAUCUGGCAUGGCAGUAGGCACCACACGUCACCAGGCACGACAGUGGGCUCUGAGUCAAUUGGCACGACAGCGGGCACCGGGUCAUCAGGUACCGGAUUGUCUGGCUCGACAGCGGGUAUCGGGUCACCAGGCAUCAGGUCAUUUGGCUCGCCAGCGGGCACCGCGUCAUCUGGCAAGGCAGUGGGCACCGAGUCACCAGGCACGACAGCGGGCUCUGAGUCAAUUGGCACGACAGUGGGCACCGGAUCAGGUACCGGAUCGUCUGGAUCAACAGCGGGCAUGAGUCAACUGGC